GGCCCCCUGGCCAAGCGCUCCUUGACGGUUAACUGACCGGGCUUCCCUAAUGAUCUGCAAAUUAGCGGGUGGCCUGGCAGACCAGCCCCUCGCACGACGCCCCCGCCAAGGUCCUGUCCUUCAAAGCGGCGCCUCCCAGCCCAGGUGAAACCGUGUGCGGAGGGGAAGUGGGCGUGUCUCGUCCCCGCUCCCGGGGAGUCACGCCUGGGAGCCCGGAGGAUACCUGGGGCUCGGUGUGGCCGCUGGUGCCCUGAGGGGGUCGGCCGGAGAAGGCGGCGCACGAGAGGGGGCUAAUCAGCUGGAAACGGAGCAGCUUUCCCUGGUCCGCCGGGAUCGAGCGCCGAGCCAGGAUGAAAGCAGCAGCCGCGGCGGCGGCACAUGUGGCGGAGUGAAACCUACCAGCGCCCCGCAGGGCGAGCGAGGGAAGGGAGCGCACAGCCGCAGAGGAGAUCCGCCAGACCACGGCACCGCACCCCGGCGGGCUGGGCGGACCCCGGCGCUCCGGCGGGAGGGAGACCCGGCCGGGCGGCCCCCUGACCUCUCCGGACCGGAGCCCGCGGACCCUGCAACCAGCUGUUGACGGACCGGCAAGCGCAGAGGGAGGGCGGCUGCCUGGGGACCGACCGGCUCCCGCCGCCAGGCUGCUCCCCGAGCCGGAUCGGCCAAGCAGACGGGGCCGGGGGCGGCUGGGACAUCGCCCUGGUGACCUUGCUGGCAUGCGGGCGCCUGUGCAUCCUCCCUCCAGCCAGCCGCGUCGGGGGGCUCUCAGCCCGGGGCCACACAGGCCAGGGGCUGGGCAGGCGGAUCCAUAGCCCCCGAAGUGGGACCCCCCCGGGGGCAGGGGAGAAGCGAGCGCCUGGCUGGAUGCACACACGCCCCGAGGGAGGCGGCCGUGGCUGGACCCGGGGCAGCCGAGCCGGAGGAGCCGGGCUAGGUUCUCCUUCUCCCGCGAGGAGCCGGGCGCCUGAUGUUCGCCGACCUCCGAGCCAAGCUCAGCCCCCCGCGAGGCCGAGAUGGGGCUCUGAAAAUGAGCUGCGGCGACCCGAAAGAGAUGGAAGCCGCUGCCACGCACUUCAGCUUCUGCCGGAACCUCCUGGAGCACACGGUAUCGGCCGAAAACCUCAACUACCGUCUGCAGCGGAACACAGGCAGCAGCCUCACCUGGCAUGACGGGCGGAGUCAGAGGUCAGCAGGUGGCAGGACCGUCAAGCUCCUACAGCAGCCGGGAACCGAAGGCUCACAGGGUCGUCCCUGUGAUCACUAUGGCAAUUACCAUACCAGCCCCACGCUAGGCAGCCUUACCAAGCCGGUGGUGUUAUGGACCCAACAGGAUGUGUGCAGAUGGCUAAAGAAACACUGUCCCCAUAACUAUCUCAUCUAUGUGGAGGCCUUUUCCCAUCACGCUAUCACAGGUCGGGCCCUGUUGCGGCUGAACGCGGAGAAGCUGCAGCGCAUGGGCAUUAUUCACGAGUCUCAGCGGCAGGAGGUCCUUCAGCAAGUGCUGCAACUCCAGGUGCGAGAGGAGGUGCGGAACCUACAGCUGCUCAGCCAAGCUUCUUUUGGAAACGUCUCCUAGCCAAGCCAUCUGCUUGGCAGAUUGUUCCAACACUGUGAACCGAGCACCUCUGGGAUGGACUGUGGACCAAAGAUAGGAAAACCUGAAUCGCAUGCUUGGAAUAUAACAGACAGUUUCCAAACCACUCAAUGGUCUUCUCUCCCACCCUCUCUCUUUCUCUCUCUCUCUUUUAUUAAUAUUUUCCUGUGCAGAGAUCAGACAUUUGCUCCAGCAGACAUGAUUGACAAUUAGAGGCAAACUAGGAAAAUGGUCACCAGACAUGUGAUAUGCUCCCCUCUGGGAUCCAGUCAACCACAGGGGGAAAGACCUCAAGAUGAAUGUGGUAGCUGGAGACAGUUCAUUUUAAGAAUGGAGUUGCAACACGGUCAUUCUUGGGACUAAUCAAAACCAUGCACCAUGAAACCUCAUGCGCCCCAAUAACAUGCUUUAACCAGGAGGGCCUCUGGGCCCAGUGCAGGCUGCAGAUGUCCUCAGACUCUACUGGUGUCAAUACCUUGGAGCUUACUGAUGAAGCUUUUGUUCUCUCUUCAGACUGGGCUGUCUUCCAGUGUCCUAGGAGAUAACGUUAGCAGCAGCAAAUAAGAUGACUGGACAAGCCAGAAAAACUAAAGGCAGAGCCAAGCCCCUGGAGAUUGGCUUUGCUUUGUGAAUUAAAACAAGAGCUGAGUCACUGAAGCCAGAACGCAUACCCAUAAAAGAGAAAAUGCAGGAGCCACACACUCAGUGAGGUCACCGUGACCUCUAGGAAGCAGCACCAGGAAACGUUCAUUGGGUUGUCCUUGUCCUCAUUUAUGGGCAUAUGGAGGAACCAUGAUUAGUUGGUUUGCUUCAUCCACCUUUGGCACCACCCACCUCUGUGACUGGUUUCUGCACUGCCGACACAGUCAGAGCUGAGGGAGAACAGGCAAUCCUCUUUGUAGAGCUCAGAAAUGCUGGCUGAGAGAAACUAUGCCGUGGCCAAAGGCCUCGCCCGACUGGUAGCCUACAAAAUGGCAAGCUCCUAAAAGCUCAUGAAGCUCACGCUGGCUGCAUUUAUAAUGCUGUGGCGCUUGCAGGGUAGUUUGGUUCAAUAGGAUGUGGUGGCGGGACUAGGCAGGAGACUGGCUUAAGGGCUGAGAAUCAAGGGUUCUUUGGUGCAAUAUUCCGUUGCUUUUGUGUCCUCUCGUACCCUUCAUUCAGAGAACUCCUUAUAAAACCUUCAUGUUUGUUUCUAUUUUUUCACCUGGUUCAUUUGCAUUUUGAGCUUUCACCCAGUGUCCUGUUCUGAAUUCUGAUUCUCCACCGCACACAAUAAUCCAGGUCUGAAGCCUGAACUGCUAUCCAGGAGUAUCCUGGCAUUGCUGCUGCUUGCCCUGGCUCAUGAAAUGCAGGUGCCUUUCUGGCCUCCGCGACAUGAUUAGUACCAGCCGCACUCCUUUCCACCAUUCCAUCUAGCCCCCUCCUUUCGCACCCCGCCCUGAUAACGCCUCUGGAACAGUUGGCUGAUAUGUCACAUUUCACAAACUGGCAGGCAGGGCUGUGAUUCUGGUGGUUUCUCCACAUCACGGAACUGCCACCCGACUGAGCAUACCCGGGGCCCUUCACUUAGAUCCAGACUGGAGCGUUACAACACUGGAGCGAGGACAUUGCUGCUGGAACUGCGGCAGGGCACCUUGUGUGGCUGCAGCUCACACUGCGCUGGGAUCCUGUCAGUCGCAUCUGUUCAUCAGCAACAACCUUCCGAAGGGAAAAGCCGCACUAUCCUCCACCUCAGGAACGGGAGCAGUCACGCCAGGUCAGAUGGCUCCAUUCUCCUUUACUCACGGCACAACGGGAAGAGGCUUGAUAGACACCCCAUAAUGGAGACUAACCUCCCCAAGGGGAUUUACUGGCAUACCUGUUUUAGGGACAUGAAACUCCUUGCAAUGGAUUUCACCGGAAGCCUUACAAGUUAUAAUGUCACUGCUGGUAUUUCCAGGCCUAAUCAAUCUCGAUUUCUUGCUAAUGAACUCAGAACAGUGCCGGGAUGGAUCAGAUGCCAUUCAGGACGAGAUUGAUAAUAUCAUUAAGAUUUCCUCAAAGGUCCUUUCUUUUUUACCUUGUUAAUUAAGCUGGUGCAGAGGAGUCCACCACGCAGAAUGCAUAAUGAGGCUUGGCCUGCCGAAGGGGGACCCUGCUGUUAAUGGGACACAGAAUGGUUUCAAACUCAUCAACCUGUCUGCGUGGCAGCGGUAACGGGCAAGCCUCGCCCGGGUGGCUGAAUGGAAUCGUUUUUUCACAGGGGUGCCGUGGAGCAGGAUCUGAGAGGGGAAGUGACUGUAUCUUUUGCUCUUUACGUAACACAGCAACGUGAAGCAGCCACAUGGCACAGAAUUGUAUUUACUAAACAAAUACAAACCUGGAAGGCCAGGUUAGAUACGCACUGUUCUCUGGCUGGUGUCUGAAGGCCUCUGAAACCAUAGAACAUGGUGAGCUCCACUGGAGGGCUCACAAGCUAUUUAAAACAAUACUACCCAUUCCUACUCAC
Messenger RNA from Mauremys mutica (yellowpond turtle), 4082 nucleotides. RefSeq names its product sterile alpha motif domain containing 10 (gene SAMD10). Gene Ontology annotation, biological process: cell surface receptor protein tyrosine kinase signaling pathway. The transcript is spliced from 6 exons. Gene Ontology annotation, molecular function: protein binding. Gene Ontology annotation, cellular component: cytoplasmic side of plasma membrane. Lineage: Eukaryota; Metazoa; Chordata; Testudines; Geoemydidae. Bases 968 to 1576 code for a protein of 202 amino acids. The record is from RefSeq and is a predicted model, not a curated record.